AAACUUCCACCUGGUUUUCCGCUCAUCACACAGUCGCCAAUUAACAAUAAAGUAGUUGAAAUAGGUCAUAACACCCUCCUCUCAUGCGCAGCAACUGGGGAUCCACCACCAAAAAUAACAUGGCUGAAAAAUAUGAGACCAAUCAACAUGUCAUCGAAUCCCCGAUAUGUUAUCAAGGACGACAUGCCAGGUUCCCUGCAAAUAAAGAAUAGCGACGAGAAGGACCAUGGCAAGUACGAAUGCGUUGCUGAAAAUUCGAUUGGGGUCGAUUAUUCAGCUUCAGCCAUACUCUACGUUAAGGUACGUCGUGUAUCACCACAAUUUUCCAUUCCCCCACCUCCUGUAACAGAGGUUAUGUUGGGUGCUGACCUAAACUUGACAUGCGUGGCUGUCGGCUCCCCUAUGCCGUAUGUGAAGUGGAGAAAGGGAUCCACCCAAGAGUUGACACCCGAGGAUAAGCUACCAAUUGGAAAAAAUACAUUGCAACUUUCAAACAUAAGGGAAUCUGCCAACUAUACUUGCGUAGCAGCCAGUGCCCUUGGGGUCUUGGAGGCUGUUGCCCUUGUAAAAGUACAAUCAUUACCCGGUCCACCCACUAACGUAAGAGUGUCCGAGAUUACUGCAACCACCGUAAGGUUAACCUGGUCCUACGAUGGCAUGGAGGAGCUUCAAUACUAUGUGAUACAGUUCAAACCGAAAUAUGCCAAUCAAGCUUUCAGCGAGAUAUCAGGAAUCAUAACAAUGCAUUAUCAUGUUAGAAACCUCAGUCCGUAUACGGAGUACGAAAUGUAUGUGAUUGCGGUUAACAACAUCGGAAGAGGACCACCAAGCGCACCAGUGAAUGUUACCACCGGCGAAACAAGUGGCAAACCUGGAACAGCUCCCAGAAAGGUAGAAGUUCGUCCACUGAGUUCUAGUACAAUGGUUAUUCAAUGGGAUGAACCUGAAACACCGAAUGGUCAAGUACUGGGAUACAAAGUUUAUUACACAACAAAUCCAAAUCUUCCAAUGGCACAAUGGAAGUCGCAAACUGUCGACAACAAUCAGCUAACGACUAUCAGCGAACUCACCCCACUCACUAUAUACACCAUAAGAGUUCAAGCUUUCACCUCUGUGGGACCAGGGCCACUUAGUGCGCCUGUACAUGUGAAAACACAGCAAGGUGUCCCUAGUCAACCUAGCAAUUUGAGAGCUUCAGAUAUUGGCGAAACAGCAGUUACAUUGCAGUGGACCAAACCAACUCAUUCUGGCGAAAGUAUAGUUAGUUAUGAACUCUAUUGGAACGAUACUUACGCCAAAGAAAAGCAUCAUAGACGUAUACCUAUUUCUGAAAGUUACACUUUAACGGGACUCUAUCCGAACACUUUAUAUUAUGUAUGGUUGGCGGCAAGGUCACAAAGAGGAGAAGGCGCUACUACACCACCAAUACCAGUUCGUACAAAGCAGUAUGUACCUGGAGCUCCACCGACAGACGUAAAAGGGGAGGCGGUAAGUCCAACCGCUAUUAGAGUUUCUUGGAGUCCACCCCGAACUAAUAGAAGCAACGGAAAUAUUAUUUACUACAAACUUCAAGUUGUGGAAGCAGAUAGAUCAGAUAGUGAUGCAACUGUUACAAGACUCAAUGAUACUUCCUUUAUUAUUGACGAACUCAAGAAAUGGACUGCUUAUCGUAUAUGGGUAUUGGCUGGGACUUCUGUAGGAGAUGGGCCUGCUUCAUAUCCGAUCACCGUUCAAACUUAUGAAGAUGUGCCUGGGGAUCCACAAGACGUCAAAGUAACCCCAAUCAAUUCUACUACGAUUAAAGUGAAUUGGAGUCCCCCCUUGGCAAAAGAUAGGAAUGGAAUAAUUCUUGGAUAUCAUGUGCACGUUCAAGAAACCAAAGAUGAAGGGAGAAACUUUUUGAAUGAACCAAUGAAAUUUGACGUACUAGACGACUCUAUCCUAGAACUCAACGUGUCUGGACUACAGCCUGACACUACAUACGCGGUUCAGGUAGCGGCACUCACGAGAAAAGGUGAUGGUGAUAGGAGUAAUCCUGUAAAUGUUAGAACUCCUGGUGGAGUGCCCAACAGACCAGCUCUUACACUGAAGGUAAUCGAACAGGAACCAACUGUUACAAUUGAAUUAGAAUGGUCCAAACCAUCUCAAACUUAUGGGGAGCUGAAAGGGUAUAGGUUAAGAUAUGGUGUGAAAGAUCAGUUACUGAAGGAAGUUUCUCUCAAAGGAACGCAUACCAACACAUAUCGAAUAAAUGAUUUGGAGAGAGGUGUAGAAUAUGAAUUCAGAGUAGCCGGACAGAAUCACAUAGGUAUUGGUCAAGAGGCUAUAAAAUACAGGAAUACACCUGAAGGUCCACCAACUGGUCCUCCGUCUAAUAUUACUUACAGAUUUCAAACACCAGAUGUAGUAUGCAUAACAUGGGAUCCACCAAUUAGGGAGCAUCGUAAUGGAAGAAUCCUCAAAUAUGAUAUACAGUUUCAUAAAAAAACGGAUCAUAACAAUAUAAUUACCAGGAACAUAUCGACUACAAAAGCAGUUUUCACUCAUCUCGAGGAGAAUACUGAAUAUGUUUUUCAUAUCAAAGCAUACACAAGUCAAGGAGCCGGACCUUAUAGUGAGAAAAUGACAAUCACAACUGAACGAGACAUUGGUCGAGCUCCAAUGUCGGUAAAAGCAGUUGCUACUUCAGAUUCAAGUGUUGAAGUAUGGUGGGAACCAGUGCCUUCUAGAGGAAAAAUUGUAGGUUAUGUUAUAUUUUAUACAAUGACAGCUGUUGCAGAUUUAGAUGAAUGGCAAAGAAAAGAAGUAGGUCAAACAGAAUCAGCUGAUUUGUUGAAUUUAGAAAAAUAUGCACAAUAUGCAGUUGCCGUUGCUGGCGUUUUGAGUAACAAUCGAAGCUUAGGGAGACUAUCAGAGACUGUUACAGUUAAAGUGAAACCCGAAGAUGUUCCUCUCAAUUUGAGAGCACAUGAAGUCACUACUCAUUCAAUGACAUUAUCAUGGGGCCCACCUAUAAGACUGAACCCUAUCAAAUAUAAGAUAUCUUUCGACGCUUUGAAGGAAUUUGUCGAUUCCCAAGGAAUUACACAAACUCAAAAUAUUCCUAAAGUUGAAAUUCUUCUGGAUGCUAGUGUUAAAUCUUACACAAUCAAUGAACUGUCACCAUUUACGACUUAUAAUGUUAACGUUAGUGCCAUUCCAACCGAUUAUUCUUACCGUCCUCCUACGAAAACCACUGUUACUACACAGAUGGCGGCUCCUCAACCUAUGGUUCAACCAGAUUUCUAUGGUGUUGUUAAUGGGGAGGAAAUAGAUGUUAUCUUACCCCAAGCAUCUGAAGAAUAUGGACCUAUAAGUCAUUACUUCCUGAUUGUAGUACCGGAAGACCCAGAAACUGUAAAUAAAAAUCCGGAUCAGUUUUUAACUGACAAUCUUAUUCAGAAUAAGGAUAAAAUCGCGGAACAACCAAAUUUACCAUUUAUCGCUGCUAAGUUUCCCCAGAGAAGUAUUCCUUAUACAUUCCAUUUAGGUACUGGUAAAGAAAAGGAUGGAUUCAUCAAUCAUAAAUUAGAACAUGGCAAACGUUACAGAAUAUUUGUCAGAGCGGUGGUAGACACACCUCAAAAACAUUUAUACACUAGUAGUCCAUUCUCCGAGUUCUUAUCGCUGAAUAUGAGAGAAGUGCCUCCUGGAGAUCCACCACUAAGGCCUAAUCCAAACACGCCAGACCAUGAUGUGAAAGUUAUGUCCCAAAAAAGGGAAGCAGGAUUCUUCUGGAUAAUUGGCCCUAUUAUUUUAGCACUCCUCCUUUCUCUGAUAUUAGUUAUUAUGUUUUUGUACCGUAAACGAUCACAACCAUGUAAAACUCCAGAUCAAACCGCUGUAACAAGGCCACUGAUAUCAGCAGAUCUCAAUAGCAGUGUAGCACCAAGCGAUCCGGUAGAAAUGAGAAGACUCAAUUUCCAAACUCCUGGCAUGAUAUCACAUCCUCCUAUAUCGAUUUCGGAACUUGCUAACCAUAUUGAGAAACUGAAAGCCAAUGACAAUAUGAAAUUUUCUCAGGAAUAUGAAAGUAUAGAACCUGGUCAACAAUUCACAUGGGAUCACUCAAAUAUGGAUAUAAAUAAACCUAAGAAUAGAUAUGCAAAUGUUAUUGCUUAUGAUCACAGCCGAGUAAUACUACCACCAGAGGAAGGUAUUCUUGGAAGCGAUUACAUUAACGCCAACUAUUGUGAUGGUUACCGCAAGCAUAAUGCCUACGUGGCUACUCAAGGUCCUUUACAAGAAACCUUCUGUGACUUCUGGAGGAUGUGUUGGGAAUUGAAAACUGCCACGAUAGUGAUGAUGACUAAACUAGAAGAACGCACUAGAAUAAAGUGCGAUCAGUAUUGGCCAACAAGGGGAACUGAAACAUACGGUUCCAUGUCUUGCACAAUAACUGAUGUACAGGAAUUAGCUACAUAUUGCAUAAGAACAUUCCAAAUUCACAAAAAGGGAUACAGCGAAAGAAGGGAAAUUAAACAGUUACAAUUCACCGCUUGGCCGGAUCAUGGAGUACCUGAUCACCCUGCUCCGUUUUUGCAGUUCUUGAGAAGAGUUAAGAGUUUGAAUCCUAUCGAGGCUGGACCCAUUGUUGUCCAUUGCUCUGCUGGUGUUGGAAGAACAGGUUGCUUCAUUGUCAUUGAUUCGAUGCUGGAAAGGAUGAAGCACGAAAAAACUGUUGACAUAUAUGGUCAUGUUACUUGUCUACGAGCUCAAAGAAAUUAUAUGGUACAAACUGAAGAUCAGUAUAUUUUCAUUCACGAUGCUCUUCAUGAAGCUGUCAUCUGUGGAAUGACGGAAGUACCAGCUAGAAGUCUGCACAAUCAUAUACAGAAGUUGAUGCAAAUGGAACCUGGAGAGAAUAUUACUGGAAUGGAGCAUGAAUUCAAGAAACUUGGCAACAUAAAGACUGAUUCUUCGCGAUUUGUAACUGCCAAUCUACCAUGUAACAAACACAAAAAUCGUUUGAUACAUAUCUUGCCAUAUGAAAGCACAAGAGUUUGUUUGACUCCUUUGAGAAGCAUUGAGGGUUCUGACUAUAUUAAUGCCAGUUUUAUUGAUGGUUAUCGCUAUAGAAAGGCUUACAUUGCCACCCAAGGUCCUUUGGCAGAUACCACUGAUGACCUCUGGAGGAUGCUUUGGGAACAUAACUCUACAAUCAUCGUUAUGCUCACUAAGUUGAAAGAAAUGGGAAGAGAAAAAUGUCACCAAUACUGGCCCAGCGAUCGAUCGGUUAGAUACCAAUGCUUUGUGGUGGACCCUAUUGCAGAAUAUAACAUGCCACAAUAUAUACUUAGGGAAUUCAAGGUGACAGACGCUAGAGAUGGAUCCUCUAGAACUGUACGACAAUUCCAAUUCACCGAUUGGCCAGAACAGGGUGUACCAAAGUCCGGAGAUGGGUUCAUUGAUUUCAUUGGACAAGUUCACAAGACUAAAGAGCAGUUCGGACAAGAUGGACCUAUCACUGUUCAUUGCAGUGCUGGUGUUGGAAGGACUGGAGUGUUCAUAACAUUGAGUAUUGUGUUAGAAAGAAUGCAGUAUGAAGGAGUAGUUGACGUCUUUCAGACAGCUCGAAUUUUACGUACCCAAAGACCAGCUAUGGUACAAACAGAGGAUCAGUACCAGUUUUGUUAUAGAGCUGCUCUUGAAUAUCUGGGUUCCUUCGACCAUUACACCAAUUAAUUUGUUGGUACUUAUUCUUGGAGCAGACAAUAAUGUCCUUCCCCUUCACUCCACCCGCAUAAUAUCAUUAUUUUGUUAGCGAAAUUACUACUGCCAAAGGAGACAGCUGUCCCUAGACAAAUUGAUAUUGUCCGCCUGGCGGUCGGUCAUCAUCUCUAUGCAUUUAGUAAAAAUCCUAGUGUGUGUAAAUUAUGUGCCUAACAUUCAAAUAAUUAAUGAAAGAGAAAUAUCUGUAUCAGAAAAAUGUGUGUGUGUGACCCAUAAAAACUUGAAUCAUUGAGAAAAUGGACAUCGCAGCUUCUUGAACGAUGUGCAAUCAACGGACGUUUUACUAUGUAUCAGUUUUUCUAUUUUUUUAUACCUUUUUGAUGUUGUAAAAAGUCUUGUAGAUUGUUUGUGUAACUUCAUAAUUUUUCAUCAGUUUUUACAGCAUUUUAAUUUUUUGUUAUACCUUUAAUUUGUCCCUCAAAAUUGAUCUAUCUAUGUUAUUGAUAUAUCUUUUUCUUAUUUUGGGAUAUACCGUAGACUUAAGAUUUCACAAACAUUUUUUUUAUGGAUUUUUAUACUGGAAUUCAAGGUAUGCCUAUACCUGAGAUUGAAAUCAUUUCUCUUUCCAUGAUCAAACGUUCUAGGUACGAUCAGUGUUUUCAAAUUCUUCAAUUUGUCGAAUUCAUGUUGUAUUAUAUGGAUCGAUCCAUUUGUUUAAAAACCAUUCCUUAUAACUCAUCGUAUCAUACAUUUAAAUUAUAGCUAUCAAUCCUAACCAGAAACAAAACGAACAUUCCAGUUUCCAAAAGUUUCAUCCAAUCAGUAAUUUCAAAUAGAUUAUACUCUUUUUUUCAUCACAUUUUGAUAUUGUUUAUACAUGAUUUAUAUACCUUUUUAUUGAAUUUUGAAAACAAUUUGAUGUAUGGUAUAAUUUUUUACUACCGUAAGGAUAUUCCACCUUCUAUGAUUUAGUGCUUGAAUGUUGUAUCUUUAAUUAUGUAUACCUGGUUUAUAAGUACCUAUCCUGAAAUUUGAAAAUAUCGCUCCAUCAGUCUAAUCCUCGGUAUGAAUUUCAUUUUGUUCAUUGACGAUUGCAAAAACAUAUCUAUGUAAUUUUUUUCCAAAAUGUGAUUCUAUAAAAUGCAAUUAAAUGAAGAUGAAACUAUCAGAGGACGGUAGAGAUUAAUUAAAAAUAAUAAGAUAAAUCGAUGAGUUUUCAUCAAUAUGAAAAAAUUUCAAUAUAUUCCUUGUUCAAUGAUUCGAGGUUACUUGAACUUAUGAAAAGAAUAAAGUGGUAUAUUUCGAACCAAUUUUUCUGACAAUUAAAUUAAAUAACAUUACAUGAAGAUCACUAAAGAAUAUGGCUAUUACUUGUUUUCAAAUUUCAGUAAAACUUGAAAUUCAACUUAGAUUUGUAAGUAUGACUCAUUGUAUUCCAGGUAAUGUCAUAUAAUUGAUUUCUGUUUUAUUACUGAGUAAUGUCAUUUAGACUGAUGUUUGAUUAAUUAUUUUGUAAUUAUAUUUUGUAAUAAACCACAAUUGUUGUAGCACUUGAAUGAAUGAAAUUUGAUGAAAAUAAAAUUCUAGAUUUUA
Coccinella septempunctata (seven-spotted ladybird) is the source of this 7305-nucleotide messenger RNA. RefSeq names its product tyrosine-protein phosphatase Lar (gene Lar). NCBI's taxonomy places the organism in Eukaryota, Metazoa, Arthropoda, Insecta, Coleoptera, Coccinellidae. The record is from RefSeq and is a predicted model, not a curated record. Gene Ontology annotation, molecular function: protein binding; protein tyrosine phosphatase activity. The transcript has 18 exons. Gene Ontology annotation, biological process: protein dephosphorylation. Bases 133 to 5724 code for a protein of 1863 amino acids.